GUUAAUUAAAAAUAAAUCAUUAAGGAUGGAUCUUAGAUUGUGUGUCGCUUUGGUUUCUUGUCUUAAUCUGCUCAUCCAUGUACAAUCCUCAGAUGCCGUGGCUAAUUUUACAAAGGUUCCUAAUGAGACAUUGUACUUAGCAAAUGGAAAAACUGCUCGGUUUACGUGGGACUUCCAUGUUGAUAACAUCAAGAAAGAGUUAGAUUCCGGGUCACCAAGAUGGUAUUUUUACGCAAACUCAACCACUUACUGGAUAGGAUAUGGUGACGCUUUUAAUGGACGUAAAUUUACUAUUGAUACAAACACUUGUCCAGCUCGAUUUCUAAGACCUACAGUACGAGUGAGUGUGGAGGGAAAAGCUACUUUGGUCAUCAAAAAUUUAACUCUGGCUGAUUCUGGUACAUAUGGGUGUAUACUUUUUUUAGCCAAGGGACCUGACAGGUUGAUGCCAACAAGUCAUGUUAAACUGAUUGUUACAGGACCACCAGGUUCACCAGUUUUAAAAAUAGUUAAAUUCACUAAUACAACAGUGACACUGAUGUGGUCAAAACCAGAAGAGAAUGGAGGUGAAAUAGAAUACUACACAAUCUACAAGAAACUUGCCGGAGCUAAAAAAUGGCUGCAGGUUGGUACACUUUCAGGUGAACCACUCACAUACACUGUUAAAGAACUUCUUCCAGGCAAGACGUACAGUUUUGAUGUCACUGCAAAAAAUAAAGAUGGACCAAGCUUGAAGGGUGUUAAUGUAAAAACCGUGACAUUGCCUAUUGGUUUCACUAACCCUCCAACAACAAGAUCUAUUGGCACUAUAAAAGUUAGUCUAUUGACAGCAUCCCUAGCACUUGUGAUACUACUCAUGCUCUUAAUUGUGGUUUUCAUCUCAUGGAAAAAAAGAAAAAAGCAUGACCGAAGAAACAACCAGAAUGAAGAUGCAGUUUACUGUGUAAGUAUAUUUCUUAUUGGUCAUUCAAAAAAUUGCAAUACCGUUGGACAUACAGCUCUGGUUUAUCUAACAUUCCCACUUUUAAGUGGAAAUUUAAAUUUCAAAGUCAAAAUGCGAAAGUGA
This is a messenger RNA of Exaiptasia diaphana, 1066 nucleotides long. RefSeq lists its product as uncharacterized. Gene Ontology annotation, molecular function: protein binding. The record is from RefSeq and is a predicted model, not a curated record. Bases 26 to 1066 code for a protein of 346 amino acids. The transcript is spliced from 5 exons. NCBI's taxonomy places the organism in Eukaryota, Metazoa, Cnidaria, Anthozoa, Actiniaria, Aiptasiidae.